AUGGAUAAGCCAGAGACCAACCAGCAGCCUGAAGCUCAAGGCAGUCAAGAAAAGAAAGAACCUCAACUGCGAAGUGUGGAGGAAUAUCAGAGAUAUUGGGAUCAAAUCCUCCAGAAUACCGCGGAUCAAAUCCAGAAGAUCCGAGAAAAGGAACAAGCGGCAGAGCGGUCUAACGAAGACUCGCAACAAUGA
Penicillium nucicola is the source of this 192-nucleotide messenger RNA. RefSeq lists its product as uncharacterized. The coding region runs from base 1 to 192 and encodes 63 amino acids. The transcript has 2 exons. NCBI's taxonomy places the organism in Eukaryota, Fungi, Ascomycota, Eurotiomycetes, Eurotiales, Aspergillaceae. The record is from RefSeq and is a predicted model, not a curated record.